Messenger RNA from Culicoides brevitarsis, 1737 nucleotides. RefSeq names its product nose resistant to fluoxetine protein 6-like. The record is from RefSeq and is a predicted model, not a curated record. The coding region runs from base 1 to 1737 and encodes 578 amino acids. NCBI's taxonomy places the organism in Eukaryota, Metazoa, Arthropoda, Insecta, Diptera, Ceratopogonidae. The transcript has 6 exons. Gene Ontology annotation, molecular function: acyltransferase activity, transferring groups other than amino-acyl groups.
AUGGAACCCGGAUUCGUUUGGGGAAAUAAUUAUUGGACUUCAUCGAAGGAGUUAUGUCAAGUUUUGCGAGAGCCUCUUAUCAUCAGUUUAUCGCCUCGUUACGAAAGAAAUCAUCAUCAAAACCUUUCGACGGCUCGACCUCCUUUUUUGGUGAAUUAUCAAGUUGUUCAUAUCAAACACGAUUCCAAAUACCAAAUUGAACAAAAAAUUUACGACAAAAGUAUUGUUCACAUUGGAUUAUGCUUUCCUACUGUUUGUGACCCGAAAGAGACAUCAAUGCUCGUUGAUCAAGUACUCCAGAGAAAUAAAGAAGAAUAUUUCUUAAUUGGAGCUAAUUACACGAUUCUCGAUGCGAAACACACAACUGCCAGUGAAAGAGCUUUAGGAAAUGUCUUUUUGAUGUUGACUUUAAUUGGUCUAAGUAUCAUUUUGCUUUUGGUCAUAUUUGGCACUAUUUAUGGAAAAUGUCUUCGCAAACCCUUUUGGAAUAAUGUUGUCCUUACGCCGGAUAAAAAAGUUUCAGAUGGUAACGAAAUGGGAGUUAAAGCUCUUCAAAAUACAACAAAGCAAAGUCUAAUAUCCGAAAUUUUCACAAGUUUUUCAAUAAGUGACAAUUAUCAAAAACUUACCUCAAUUCACAUGACGAAGAAAUCCCUCUCAGCAAUCCAUGGCUUAAGUGGAUUUCUUUUGGCCUACACAUUUUUUGACCACUUGAAAGAAACUGAAGGGAAAGCAGCUAAAAAUCCAAUUAGAUUAUUAUGGAAAGCGAUUCUUUUAAGAUAUCUAAGACUUGCAAUUCCCUACAUUCCUGCCUUCCUCUUCACCACAUCGUUAGCAUUUUAUCUAAGAGACGCAUCAACAUACCAUUUCAUUGAACAAACAGACUACAAUUGCGAGCACUAUUGGUGGCGUAAUUUCUUGUUCAUCAACAAUUGGUGGAAAAUGUCAGAUAUGUGCAUGACAAAUUCUUGGUACUUGAGUGCUGAUUUCCAAUGUUUUUUGAUAACCAUCAUAUUACUUGUGCUUUCCUUGAGAUUUCCUAAAACUUCGAUUUUUGGCUUUGUUCUUGUAUUUUUGGGAUCUUGCAUUUAUUCAGGAUACGUUGGAUGGACAGAAAACUUUUCAUAUUUACUCGAUGUGCAGUUCAAUUCAAUUGAUACACUUUACUAUCCAACAUAUACUCGAAUUGGAGGCUACUUGGUUGGAGUGUUUUCUGGAUGGCUUUUUGUCAAACUCGACGAAGAUUUGAAACUUAAUAAAGUUUUUGUCGUAAUUGGAUGGAUAAUUGCUCUGACGAUAAACUUGUCACUAUUUCUUGCUCAAGUAUUCCGUGUUGAAAACCAAUAUUUAGGAAUGUUUUUCGCGGGAAUUUGUCGCCCAAUGUAUUGCGGAACCAUCAUGUGGAUAGUUUUCAUGUGUUCAAGAGGAUAUGGCGGAAUAGUAACAAAAAUUUUAGGAUCUCCAAGCCUUGUAGUUAUAAGUCGCUUAUCUUUCGCUGCUUAUUUGGUGAAUCCAAUUUUAAUUUAUUUUGUGUCAAUGAUUUCGGAUGUGCCAUUCCAUAUUGAACUUGUAAGCACGACAAUUACCGUAGUUGGUUAUGUAUAUUUAAUAUAUCGAUUAGCAACAGUAUUUUCAUUGCUGUUUGAAUUUCCAUUCACUCAAAUAAUUAAAAAGGUUUGUGAUCGAAUGGAAAAUCGAUCAGAAAAUAACAAUAAUAAGGAUUCGACGCAUUUAUAA